UGCCUUCCAACUUGUAGUAGGAGGGUAGCGCGACUGAAUGAAUGAAUGAAUGAUCUUGAAAAUAUUUCUCAAAAACAUAAUGUUGAUUAUGAUUACCACGAGAAGUAGACCGUAGUUAUCUCUGAGUAUGACAAGUUACCCUUUGGAAGAUUGAAUGAAUUUAAUAGACUUGUUACUUAGCAAGAAGAGGACCACUUAGAAAGACUAAGUGCUGAAGAAGAUUGACAUAUAUCGAUAUCCAUUUUUAUCUAAUCAUUAGAAUGCCAACAAAAACAAAAUGAUGGUAUUUGAUUUCCUACGACGACGUAAAUUGAUUUAUCUGUCCUUGUUAACGGCAGAAUGGUCGUUUGGGUGUCUACUAACACCAUUAAAUGGACCAGGACGAGCUCCUUGCUUAUUUGCUUCGGCGGCCGGUUUCGGCCACGAUCCGGAAGCGAGAGAGAAUACUAGAGAGGGAAACCCAGUUAGUAACUUGAUUGCCGACGUGGCCAGGUAUUCGGUUUCCAAGCUUCUAAGAUCGGAGGACGAACGAACAGAAGAACCUUUGCCGCAACUACCUGCUUCUGAAGAUCAUGAAGGCGGGUCUGGGCUUCUCAGGUCGGACGAAGCUUCUGAAGAUAGAGAGUAUGAGGAUGAAUGUGAAGCAUCUGCAGAAGAGGAUGAAGAUGAAUGUGAAGCAUCUGCAUCUGAGGAAAUUGGGGUUUGUCUUACUUCUGGUUUUUUAGGUGGACUAGAAGCUCUGGAAGAUGUUCAGCCUGUGCCUGAAGUUGAUGUUGAGCAGCAGCUUCAAAUACCAUCAACACUUCCAACGAAUCUUCCCGGACGAGAAAAUCCUGGCGAAAGUGGGAUCUUAGCGGAAGGGACAAGAGGACGAACACGAAAAGUGGAUCGUGAUCCUGUUAAGGCUCUCACUAACUCAUCUUUCACUUCAUCCUUGAAAUAUAGUAUCAAGGAGUAAUAUCGGCGGAGAACAAGACUCACGACCCAACAUAGGUACUGUUCGAGGAUGCACUUGAGAGAUGAUGAUGAACGGCGGACAGUUCUACUAAUUCUGGCGCUGGCGGAGCGCCCAGGAGAGAGUACGUGGAAGAAGCAAGCGCUACUGGCUCAGAUCGUCAACCUGACCACCACGAGGGACAAUUAGGUACUGGUAGUUGUCCGCAAAAGCAAACAAUAUGCAAACGCAUCUUUUCCACAACUUUGAAACUAUUAAAAGACUGGAGCUGGUGCUGGUGGGCAGCAAUCGCCAACUGUCGAAUCGGGGGCAAAACGAAGGAUAGUCGCGGUGUUGAGGACCAGUCUGAGGUGCAGGCUGGAAGCCUUGUCGAUAGCUGGGGUUACGAUGCAGAUGCCGAAGAUGAUGAAGAGUCCGGAAGUCAGUCUUCUAUUAAGGCAGCUUCUAAGUAGUUUUCGGAGUUUAACGUACGUGCAGAACAAGUAGACUUUUGUUCCUUCUAUCGUUAUUUUUCUAAUAUCUCCCCGACGAUUAGAAAUAAGGAUGUCGUCGAACAUAUUCAAGUAGGGAAAGCAUUACAGUCCUCAAAAUGAAUGCCACAGAACAAGGAUGACAAUUACAUACACGUUUAGUUCAAAGAAAAAGUAGAACUAAAAAGAAAACACUACAAGUACAACCUCUAAAAACGUACUAUCUGGUGCUGAAUCAUUGAAUACUUGGUACUCUAGUGGCCUGUGUGAUGAAGAGACAGAGACACCAACGACAGCACCGCAUCAACGUCAAGUGGAAAGAUAUAACAUCGCCGACGAGAGUCAAAACCCGGAUGACUACUGUUCUGGCCAGAAGAACGACCACGAGAGCGAGAAUCGUCACGGCCCACUGAAGAUUAAGGGUUUCCGAAGUGCAUUCCUCACUACCAUUCCUGACCCUUUUCCUAGUAGAAAAGAGGCCAGGGAAGAUGUGCUGAAGAGUGUAAAAAUUCCGUAACCUCUAAAAAGAAGGAGCGGCCAAGGACAUGCGAAAUUUUUUCUAUAAGCAAUCGUUGUACACCUUCAAGAAGUGCAUUGGAGGUGCAUGAUUGGUACCACGCGAAGAAGCCAGUUUCUGAAGAUGUCAAACCAGGUGCACAUCAUACUGAAGGAGAGGAUGCAAGAUGCACGACUUGGAAGGCACCACCAGAGGCAGCAGAAGACGGGGAAAUAGAUUAUGAGUAUAGGAAAUCCAUCUCCAAAGUCAUCUGGACUAAGAAAAUAAGAAGGAAAAGGAACCCAGAUGAUUUGUGAGAUGAAUUCCCGAUACCUCUAAAUGAAAGAGCAGGACGAACACGAAGGAGCUUUAAGAGAAGAACUGUUGACAGAAAGACACGACCUGCAAGAAGAACAGGAAAUAGAUGUGGAAAUACCUUGCCAAGAAGAAGAAGAAGAAGAAGCAACAGCUCCACCCAGGAACGCGCCCAGAAGAGGAGGAAAGAAAACUAGCGCUGGCCAUAGUCAUAGUGUGAUCCAACACCGAUCGCGGCCACAACGACAUCUCCGGAGGUCAUCUAGGCCACGACUGGGAAGCUUAGUUCUGUUCUACAUCAUGCUGCUCUGGUCUUCCUUUCAACCACAGUAUCUUCACAACUACACUAGGGAUGUUGGCCUACUUUCACUUUCAAGACCUGGCGAGCGUCAGCAUGACGACCUGCUCCACAGGUCGUGUGCCAUCAUUGGAAACAACAUUAACAUUACUGGAAAGAAUAAUGAGAAUAUCUUCGGCAGAAGCUUCACUGGAAAGCCUGAAUAUGAAGAUAUCAUGCGCAACUACACCAACAAUAGCCACGAGCACGAGCACAACGACCACCGCCACGACACAUGUUCAGUAAUUAAACGACGACAAGAACAUCAACAACACGGAGCACCACAAGAAGUAGGAGCACAACAAGAAGCAGGACCACGACAAGAUCAUGAAGAACUAGAAGAGCAAGCAAGUGGGCGGAGUGCAUCAAGGAAGUCAAACAAGUCAUCUACUUCUACUUGUUCUACAGCGCCAAUAGAACACCACUAUUCUACUGAGCUGAAUUUAACGGUUUUAGAACAACAACAAUUGCAACAACAAGCACAGCAGACACAAGUCGAUGACGGCUUUUUGACUUGUUUCGAUGAGCAGGAGGAACGAAAAGAAGGCGUCGAUGAGCUGGAAAUCGAAACAGAUAAGACAAAAGGUGUGGUCGCUGAGCGGGAGGAAAGCGAAAGAAAAGAAGCGUCAUCUGUCGAUAACAAGCACGCACAAAAACAUCAUCAAGAGAUGCUCAUACCGGAAGCGCAAGAACCGCUUGAUUUUAAAUUUAGCACUAGGAAACUUCAAGCACAUGUUGUACCCGUGUUUCACUCUCCUCUGUCUUGUAGGAGAGUGUCGCUGUCGUUUACAUUACGUAUUCACGAUUCAGAUUUUUUCGUCUCUUUUACUUUUUGUCCCGAGAGGAUCCGACGACUUUUGCUGGGUCCAGCGGCAACUGGUGCAUUGCUGGCUAGUGGAUUGGCAAUCAGUAUUAUCAACUACGUGCGUGCAAGGCUGCAGAGAGCAGUGGAUGUUGGAGCAUCUACUACAUCUAACGUCGGAGAACAACAACAAGUAGGCAUACUUUAUUCUUGUUGUAGUUCUUCCUGUCUGACUACUGGAGCUGCCUCUUCAUCGUCCUGUAGUAGUCCCAGUGGAGCAGCAUCUAAGUCAUCCUCUAGUAGUUCUAGUCCCGGAGGAGGAUCUUCGUUUUUGUGCGAUGGCAGUGCUUGGAAAAGCACGCCCAGCUGGUGUACUCGUCCUAAACAAGGCACGUUGUCCUCGGCAAAAAUGGCAGGUGAUAUUGAUGAAGACGACAUCAAGAAGGGAAAAGGAGAAGCCGAUGACAUAAAAAAAGGAACUCCUCCUGCAUCAAGCAAAACGUGUCAACCUUUCUUGACCGAUGACCCUGAUCUAGCAUCAUCUUCUUCUUCUAGUAUGCCACUUCAUCCACUUACGUUGGACAAGCAAGAUUCAAACUGUCCUCGAAGCAGCAAAGCUUCUCUUAUGAGUGUAGGGAAUUCAUCUCUAAAGUCGUCCUCUGGAAGGAGAAACCAACAAGAGAAAGCGAUCCAGAUGAUUCCUGAGAUGAAUUUUUUCCUAGUAUGGAUGCCUCUAAUUAUCAACGUCAGCUUACCACUAUCACUUGUCCUUCUCCAAGUCUUUCGCCAAAUUUUUCAGAGAAAGGUGCUGGAGGCGUCCAAAGUACAACUCUUCUCCCUUCAGCUUCCUCUUGUCUUGCUGGAGGUGCUGGUGCUGCUGCUGCUGCUGGAAAUGAUGAAGAUGAAGAUGAAGAUCAACAUAUCAUGUCAUAUCAUAUGACGCCAGUGGCGAGUGGACAACAAGAUGCAGUAGAUAUGACCACAAUACUUCUGAGUGCGGAACAACGUGAAGAUCUAGAUCUAGAUGUACCACCUUGCCAAGAUGAAGUAGAUUUUCCUCGAUUGGGUCGCGGACAACGAGAUCCAGACUCACCUACAGUACCUUUAUUAAGGGUUGCCACAUUGCAUUCUUCACUAUCAUCCUUGGCCAUUUUUCAAGGGGGGAAUAGGCUAAGGAUGUUCUGAAGAAUGCAAUUCGGCAACCUUUAACUUUAUUACGAGAAGUUCCCGAUCACAAAAAUUCUGCAGCCCCAGUUCCUGGUGGUCCUGGCAGUCAUAGUCCUAGUCAUAGUUGUGUUAAGUGUACGACUGAGCCCCCUAGCAAUGAUAAAGAAGUUCUUCCUGCUGCGCAUUUACUCGAGUUGAGGAAGAUCCAGAAGAGUAAUCUGAUUGAUUCAGAUCAUGUGGCGACAGCAGUACCUCCAGACUCCAUGACGUCUCCUAUUUCUUGUGCUGCAACAGAGGCACCUCCAGCGCAGGACUUCACGUGUAGGAGUACUAGUACUUCUUGUGCUCUAGAAGUUGUAGAAGCCGCGGAAAAAAGUGGUGUAGCGAACAAUGCGGGAUUGUUCGGAGUAGAACAGAUGACGGUACUGGAUGGAGUGCUCGAUAGAUAUAAUUCCCUCCAAGUGGAUUCCCUUCAUUCGGUUCGCCAUUCUGUACCUGUCGUCGGGAAUCAUGGAGCUCCUCCUGGACAAGGGAAUGAUGGUGAAGAAGGUCCUACUGCAGCAGCGUUUAGUACUGUGAAGGAAGAUGGACGAAAGGAGUUGCCCUCGAACUCGAUUGCUCCUUCUUUCAGUUGUUCGUUUUCUUCUGUAGCUAGAACAGCAAAAGAAGCACAGGAAGAACAGGGUCAAGGUGAAGAUGAAGACAAAGAUGAAGAACGACCACCAGCAGCACAAGAGGGUCAGGACAAAAAUCAGGGACGAAAGUGUUAUGAGGAUACCGACCCUGGUGCUGUGCCUGUGGAUAUCAUGCCGAAGACUAAAAGAACGCCUUUGAUGUUGUGCGAAGAAGAACCUAAUGCUUCCAAAUCGACUAGUUCCAAAAGCCUCUCCGAACUUAUCCGCAGGAACGCUUAUACUCUUGCUGCAGAGAUAAAGUUAAGGCCUAUUUGCUUUUGCUAUCUCCCCUGUUCGUUGUAACUAAGGAGUCUAAGAAUAAUUCCUUUUGAAUUUUGUUUUGGGAAAAACUAAACACCGAGAUUUUUAAGGUUUUCCAGAAAAGAACUCCUCUCGCACCAAUAGAAAUUCUGACCGUAAUAUAACUAAUAUGAGAAUAUCUAGUAGUAGAAGGUGUAAGAGGUGCAGUUUAAUAUGAAAUACGAACAGCCUUAGCCCAAGCUGCUCUAAGAUGAGCCGUGGUCGUAAGUAGGACCGAGUUAAACGAUGAAGAUGUGGAUUGCACUUACAGUUCGAACAGCGGCACGAGUCAAGUUCAAAGGCCUGCGGAAGAGUCAUCCUCUGCUUCUUCAUCCGGUGUCCGAGAGCAACAACCACUCGGCACAAGUUCAAGCAGUCUCUUGCCACCUGUAUCCUCUUCGAGCGAACGUAUUUACUUUAACGGAACAGCUGCUCCGCCUUCGCCGUAUGAUGGUAACGAUCAAUUUGAACAAAUAUGGGGACGACCGAUGGAUCCAGCUCCAGCUGCAACAACGCAAAAUGGUCAUAAUAUCGAAGAGCGCCCACCUCUGAUCACGGCUUCGCCUGGACCUCCUGUGUUGAGUCUUAGUAAUGCUGCCGCUUCCUCAGUAGAAGUGCUAGAAUCGCAGGACCGACAGCAGGGUGGAGCAGGGUGGAACCCGCUAGAAAAUCCGAGAAAUCGCAGGAACCAGGAAGAGACUGGAACUGGUGCUCUGAGGAGGAGUAUUUUCUUUGCUCCAGGGUCAAGAGAUGCAGAUGGUGACAACUACAAAAAAGAGCCACUUCUACCAGAACAUUUUGUUCCUGCUGAGGGGAAAAUAGAAAUACCAAAUAAGUACAUCUUGUUCUGGCCUUUUACUUCUGCGUUUUCUAGCAAAGAAUCAGGAGUAGAUGAAGAUGAUAGUCAUAGUGAUAGGGACGCAGACCAUGGUGAUAGAGAUGCUGUUGACGCGAAUGGUGGAGGUUCUCUGAAAUUUACUGUUGGAGCAUCAAGCUCAACAGAUUCAAAUUAUAGGCUUCCAAGUUCGACCGAGACUGCACUUCUUGUUGGCGCUGUUGCACUUCUUUGCGCCUUUGGGGGACUCAGCAUUGCACUACUCCUUGUCGCAGUAUGAAGAUCUGCCUAGAUAUCUGAGGACUUCGGUUUUGAUGUUGAUUUUGAUGUCCUGUGAUAUUUGUUUAUCCUCCUUGAAUUCGAUAACUUUUUUUUUGCAGAUUAAUCGCAACUACGACUUAAUAUUUGCAAAACGUCUAACUACAUGCUUCAAAUGAUCAAGCUGCACAUUAACAUGCAACAUCUACUUAUGUACUGCUCACAACAUUUUUCUCCCAUACUUUACAAAUUUCCUAGAUUGUUUGUUUGUAUUGAUGCGCCCUGGGCAACGCAUACGAUCAUCUUGCCGGAUUUCUUUUUUUGUUUCGUGUGUUUUGUGCUAUGGUCGCCACAAUUUCAUAGAUUAGAUAUUAUGGACUUCGCUUUCACUACUAUGACUAAUACUAUAUUCAAUUCCAUUUGAAUGAACAUGAAGAUUUCAAACUUUUAUCCACGUCAGUAAUCCGUGUAACAUCAUUGAGCUCUCCUAAUCCCAAAUAGAAAUUUCUAGUAAAAAUUGAUCUAGUAGAUCAGGAUGAUUGAUAUAAUGGUUGAUUUCUUUUUUACAAUUUUUAAAAUUUACGUUAUCGUCACUCACAAUCACAGCAUAGGGUCGACUCUAUUGGGCAUUGGGCUUCAGAUAGGGUCGACUCUAUUUGGCUUAUCGACACUACUUUACGUUGUUUUCUUUUGUGAGGAAGUGUUGGUCUUGAAGAUGAAUCAAAAAUAUUUAUAGUAAUAGAAUAGUCUCAGGACGUGGUGGCGCAGUCACUGCAGCCGCGAGCCCGGUCUCCGUUCAAUUCGUGGGGGCCCUAUGAAUGAAUGAACUCGCAUCUGUUUCUGUACUGAAAACUAAGAUAAUAAUUCUUGUACAAGAACAUCUACUUCUACAUCAUAAGUAUAAGUAGGACAACUAAUAUGAAUAUUAUUUUGAUUAUGAUCGCAGUCGCGCAGGGGAGGUCGCUUCCUCAUCAUGUGGACGAUAGUAUUGUCCUCAAGAAUUCAUUGUUUCUGAUGCUAAUAAAUCCCAUCCAUGCGCAUGAGAUAGAGAAGAAGAAGUGGAUCAAUUCUAUCCUAUUCUAAGAACAAGAAAAUUAUGCUGGAAGAUGAACAAU
Amoebophrya sp. A25 is the source of this 7724-nucleotide messenger RNA. The record is from the annotation of a GenBank genome assembly. Lineage: Eukaryota; Dinophyceae; Syndiniales; Amoebophryaceae.